This is a messenger RNA of Chlorella variabilis, 2427 nucleotides long. Its product is annotated as expressed protein. The coding region runs from base 1 to 2427 and encodes 808 amino acids. The transcript has 10 exons. Gene Ontology annotation, biological process: sphingomyelin catabolic process; ceramide biosynthetic process; glycerophospholipid catabolic process. The record is from RefSeq and is a predicted model, not a curated record. NCBI's taxonomy places the organism in Eukaryota, Viridiplantae, Chlorophyta, Trebouxiophyceae, Chlorellales, Chlorellaceae. Gene Ontology annotation, molecular function: sphingomyelin phosphodiesterase D activity.
AUGGCGUCAUGGGACGCAGCCACGCCGGCGGGCCUUGUCUCGAUACUUGACAGCCCAACAUGGCCCAUCUCCAAAGUCUGCCAGGCCGUGGAGGACUGCAUUCUGGCCAACGGCGACAACCUGCGUGGCUUCUUUGAGCAGUGCUUCCCCACCCUGCUCAAGCGCCUGUUUGGCUACGAUGGCACCUCCUGGCUCAACCUGGUGGCCCGGAGCCCCAAGGAGGCGGACGCCAAGGCGCUGCUCAAGCUGCUGUCCCCCGGCGGCGUGCUGUUCACCGCCAUGCACAGCGCCGACGCCGACGGCUCCACCCAGUUCUUCUUCCCCAAGGAGCGCCUGCCCACCCACACCCAGAUGCUGCUGGCCUCGCCCGCGGGCCGCGCGGAGCUGGAGAGGUGGCCGCAGUACGGGCGCGGCGCGGUGGUGGCCGACGCCGCCGGGCGCUGCCACGUCAAGCUGGGCGUGUUCCAGUUCUUCCUCUGCUGGUUUGCCUUCUACGUCAUCAAGGGCGACGGCGGCGGCAUGGACGCGCAACUGGCGCGGCCCCAGUCGGCGGGCCUCACCAACUCUGUGCGCAAGGCCGCCGACCUCAUGCACCUCACGCGGGGCGGGCGGGACAGCGAGGCGACGCGCCACCCCUACCUGGCCGCCCUGCGACAGUUCCUGCUGGACCUGCUGCCGCGCCCCUCCGGCGCCGCGCACCUGGCCGCCGCCGCCAUGCCCGCCAAGGGGGUGGGCGGCAGCCCCUACUUCCGCGCCCCCUCUGCCGCCAAGCGGCAGCCCGAGGGCGCGUCGCGGGGCUCCUCCUUCUACAGCGUGCUGCUGGAGUUCUGGGUGACCGACGGCGACGAGCCGGUGCCGGUGGCGGCGCAGGGGGGCGCGCUGCCGGCGCAGCCGUCGGCGGGGGGAGCCAUGUGGGGCACCACCUACGAGCCGCCGUCUGAGGACCUUCUGGAGGCUCUGACGGAGCUGGUCAAGUAUGCCACGGUGGCAGACAGCGGCAAGCGGCAGCCCGCCCAGGGAGGCCCCCCCUGGCUGCCCAUGGCCCAGCUGCACACGCUGUUGCCGCCCGCGCUGGCGGCGCAGCGCGGCGGCGGCGGCGGCGCGCCGGCGGUGCCUGCCAUCCUGGCGGGCCCCUCCCGGCUGGGCGCGGCGGCGCAGCCGGCGGCGCAGGCGCUGGCGCGCCGCCUCUACCGCUUCUUCCGCCGCGCCAUCACGCUGUGGCCUGAGCAGCGCAGCAUCAAGCCGCUGCUGCGCUGCCUGCUGGCCUACCUGGCGCCCUGGCGCGCCUCGGGCGCCGCGCCCCCGCUGCUGCCCGGCGGCGCCGCCGCCGCGCCGGGGCACAGUCACCUGGCCUCGCACCUCACGGCACAGGUCACAGACCUCGUGCACCGCGUGCACUGGGCAGACGGCGGCAAGGCCGACGGCGCCAGCAGCUACGGCCCGCAGUGGGAUGCCCACGUGCUGUGCAACCUCCCCUUCUACCUCACACUGCUGCCGCUGUUCCUGGAGGCCGGCGUGCCGCGAGUGGAGGUGCGCGGCGAGUCUGCUGCCCAGGACCUGGUGAAUGUGCUGGGGGUGCUGGAGGGCGCCCCAGAGCUGCGCAAGCUGCUGCAGCGCGUGGAGCGCGACCUGGCCAAGUACGCGGCCUCGCAGCCGCGCCGCGCAGACGGCGCCUACGCCGACCUGCUGCCCUGGCUGCUGGAGCAGGGCCAAGACUGGGAGCUGGCCGCCACCGCCAGCUGCUCGGGCGGCAGCCCGCUGGUGCGGGCCGCCCCCACCUUCUCCCUCUUCUCCACCGCCGAGGGCGGCGCCGCCUACGUGGCACGCGACCUGCUGGAACUUUCCUCCCACUUCUUCAAGCCAGAUGUGCAGCGCCGCCUGCGCCGCUGCCUGGAGGCCUCGCUGCCCCUGGCCGCGCUGCCGGCGGCGGCGGCCGAGGCGGGGCGGGCCGUGGAGGAGGCGGCGCAGGACGAGGCGGUGGCGCGCCUGCCCAAGAGCAGCUGGCGGGACGUGCGGUACAAGGGCGACCCCAUGCUGCGCCCCAUCGCCUCCUACGAGAUCGGCCUGCUGGUGCGCCUGCUGGUGGCGCUCAGCGUGCGCCUCAACGCCGCGCUGGGGCUGGACAGCUGGCAGCGGCGGGGGGCGGGGGGCGAGGAGGAGCCUCCAGAGGACCGUGUGCAAGAGGUGCUGGCGCGGGCGCGGCGCCGCGGCCUGCGCGUCAACCUGCGCCCGCUGGCAGACGUGCGCAACCUGGCCUGGAUACCCAUCGGCUGGUUCCUGGUGCUCCACACCCUGCGCUUCCUCACCUGGCUGGUGCUGGCGCUGGCCACGGGGCCCGGGGAGGGCGCGGGCGGCGGCUACGCGGCGCAACAGCGGCAGUACCGGCAGCACGGCGGCGGGCAGCAGCAGCACCACCAGCGCCACUAG